CUGAUUUGCAUGGCUGUCUCCUGUCUAAAGUCGUGCUAAACUGCAUAUUUAUCUAAGGAUCACUUUACUCAUGGUUGUCGUGGUUAUUGAAGACAUCCGUCGCCCUUUUAAGCAUUUGUUGUGAGAUAAUUUUAGCUAUAUUUGAAAGACUUUAAAGAUGAAGUGACGCACUACUGCGUUGGCGGAAGUUUAGAAACUUACACUUCGAUAUUUAUUGCUGAAAUGAACCGACAAUUUUGUGCCAGUAAUAAAAACCUUGAAAGGAAAUGGCAAAAUAUGGCUUAUCAGCGACAUCGCGAAAAGAUAAUUGGAUAAAACGAUCAGUAACAGCGUCACGUCUGAACAAGGACAAAGAAAGGCUUAAUACUUUGAAGUCUAUCAAACCGAGAAUUUACCAGGAAGUACAUAAGAACAAAGAAGAAGAAGAAUAUCGCGUGCGAAGAAGAAUAACUCGAGUUUUGGACGAAGAAAGGCGUCAAGAAGUGAUAGCAAAACAAAAUCAAAAAUUUCUCGUGAGAUUGCUUGACAUUAUGGGCUCUCCAAGUCGACUUGACACCUGGAAUAUUGAAUACAUGAACAAGCAGAAUAUUCUCGCUGAAAGAAAAUUGAGGGAAAAUGACCAGUACAUCACGAAGACAAAAAAAUCAACUAUGAAAAAAAGAAGGAAAAUCCACCUGCCUGCAUUGCAGUGAAUGAACUACUGGAAAACAAGAAAAGUUGUUUUUUUACUUCGUUUUCUUCUUUAUUUGCAUGACCCGCGAAACGGCUUCGUUUGUCUCACGUAUAGCGAGUGUAACACGAAUGUGAAUUUUAAAGUUAUGAUUGCAUUUACUGCUACUACUGUAAUAUUCUGUUAACUAUUGGUAUUUGAAUUUGAUGUUCGUCUGCGAUCUUAAAUAAGCUCACAAAACCGAGCCAGCGGUUAGUUGAAAUGUAUCAGUAAUUGUAAAAAUGCAGUUUAUGAGUAAGAUCCACAAACAAAUGCACACCGAUUGCAACAGUUCAUGUUCAAAACAUGUAAAAGUGAAAUGUGGCGACAUUUAUCGUCUGUUAAAUGUUUCAUCUUUAAUUUUCAUAA
Xenia sp. Carnegie-2017 is the source of this 1078-nucleotide messenger RNA. RefSeq lists its product as uncharacterized. NCBI's taxonomy places the organism in Eukaryota, Metazoa, Cnidaria, Anthozoa, Malacalcyonacea, Xeniidae. The transcript has 5 exons. The record is from RefSeq and is a predicted model, not a curated record. Bases 267 to 692 code for a protein of 141 amino acids.